AUGGAAGGGGAAGGAGUAAGAAACUUCAAGGAACUUCGAGCCAAAUUUCAAAACAUGCUUGAUGCUCCAGUUCUUCCAGGACCUAUUAAGUUCCCAGCAGGCGUGCCUCAAAAGGAUGAUAUCACAAGCGCACAGUCAACCCAGGUUUUGGCCACUGGAAAGACCCUCUCGUCCAACCAGAAUCAGCCCUCACCAUAUUGUUCCAGUAAUGAACCCCAGCCUCUUACACCUCAGAAAAUGGAGUUGGCCCAGAACAGCAAAGUUCAGAAAUGUUCUAAUUCCCCAACACCUCUGAAAGGGUCUGCUGGGUCUGCCGUAAAUUCACAGAAGGCCUCUUUGCUGUCAGAAAUCCAUCAGUCAAAUGAUGAGGUAACUGAUAAGGAAAAAGUAAAGAUGACCUAUAACUUCAGAGACAAGCUUUGGAACUGGGAGAAGUUUUCAUCUCAGAAAAGUGAGACAUCACCAGCCAUCCUUCUUGCUAAUCGUGGAGGUAGAGCACUCCACCUGGAAGAGCAAAAAAGCAUGGGGCGUUUCCCAGAGAAGCCAAGGAAAAAGCUGGAAACAAAUGAAGCCCAGACCUUUCCUUCCCAGAGGCAUUUGAUGGCUCAAAAAAAAUCACUUGCCUCUUCUGAAGAUUCUUCUUUUCUGCUUUCACAACAUAACAGAAAGAGCCCAGAAAACUCUGGUCCCGAGAGGAAACCAGCACUGAGCACCUCCCCACCUAUCUAUGAGUGUGAGCUUGCCAGCCAGGUCACAGAAAAGCAGCAGGACAUCAGGCAUCACCAGCUUCCCAAAACGAAGCCAUUGCCUUCCGUGAAGUCCCUGGGUCCUCCGCCCCCAAAGCCUCCAAAGCCCCCAGUUGUGAACCUCCAGGCCUUCCAGAAGCAGGCAGCUGCUGUUCCUGAGAUGCAAAGGGAAGAAACUAUUGAACGAGGAUCUGUGAGUAGUAAAUGCAUGUUUUUUGCUGAAUUUGAAGAGCCACAUAAUUAUGAGGCAACGAUUUCAUAUCUGAGACUCUCUGGCAACUCCAUUAACCUGUGCACCGCAAAAGAAAUUGCUGAUUGUAAGUCUGCUAAGCCAAUUAAUAUCGUGACCCUGUGUGGAAUGAAACUCUCUAAGGCAGGGACCAACUGGCUCAGUUUGACAGAUGAGCAAACUGAGGCUCAAAGCAAUGAAGCCAUCUGUCUGAAAUCCCAUAGGCAUGCCUUGGAAGAGUCGUCACCAUCAAGAACUCAGACAAAUUCUGAAUCUGGUGGAGGUGUAAUGAAAACGCCAAGGAGGGCCAAGGAUAGGAUGCUGGGCAACAUCAACAUCCAUGUGGGAACUCCAGCUUCUGGCAAUAUAAUUGUAGAAACUCAGGGAAGCUAUACAUAUGGUUGGCCUGAUACUGACCCAGUCAUCUUAAAACAGACAAAUAGGAUUGAUGCCUGUUUAAUUCAUUUUUUCCAUUUAUUUCAUUUAGGAUUGAGUGGUGCACUGUCAUCUAAACACUCUAAGCUUCACUUUUUCCCUGGUAUCUUUCCAUGUUUCAGCCCUAAACAUGAAGGCGAAGAUAAAAAAAUGAAGGAGAAUGAACCAUGUCAACUGGAGUCUCAGAAAAUAGAAAAGAACCCACAUGUAAGCCAUCUUUUCAAGAUGGGUGCCUAUGAAGGGACACCUGGAAAACUCCAGAAAACUGAUGGCCACAAAGGGAAGAGGACCAUGCUGGCUGAGAAGCAGGACUGUGUGACUGGUGUCAUCCAGACAAAGGGCUGCCCCGAAGACACAAAGCUGGCCAGGCACACCCAAGGCCACUGCGGGUAUGUGGAGGCCUUGGAGGUGACUAAAGAAGCCCCUGAUCAAGGGGCAUUUAUGCCAAGUUCCACCGCAGAGGAGACAUAUGAUGAUGUCGAGUGCUCCGAGAGAGAGAGUUUAGAUGGAAAUGAAACACUUAAAAGACUGCGGCAAUUCUUCAAGAAAGAAAAGGAUAGAUUUAAAAUGAAGAAAGCCAAGCCAAAAGAAAAUGUAAGUGAAUUUUCCAUCUCGCUGCCUGAUUUAGAAUUUAGGUCUCAGGAAGUUAUAAUCUAUGACGACGUGGACAUUCCUGAAAGAAAGUCAAAAGAAGAAGAUAAACUGAAAACUUGGAAGACCAAGUUUUUGAUACCAAAGGAAAACAAAGGGAAAAAAUCUGCUGAAGAAUCAGAAAGUUUAUCUCCUAGAAAUUUCUUCAGAUUCAAGAAGCAAAACUUAGAAAAGAAAAUGGAUAAAGAAGAAAAACUUUUUAGAGAAAGAUUUGAGUAUGACAAAGAGAUUACUGUCAUCAACACAGCAGUGGCAUGUUCCAGUAAUUCAAGAAAGGGCAUAUUUGAUUUGCCAAUAACCCCUGGAGAAGAACUGGAAGUCAUUGAUAUUACUGAACAGAAUCUAGUGAUAUGUCGCAAUUCUGAAGGCAAAUGCAUCAAGGCUGGUCACCUUAAGAAGACCAACACCAAACGGUAUGGGCUUCACACGUAA
Molecule: messenger RNA, 2493 nt
Organism: Loxodonta africana (African savanna elephant)
Lineage: Eukaryota; Metazoa; Chordata; Mammalia; Proboscidea; Elephantidae
Gene: FYB2
Product: FYN binding protein 2
Exons: 20
Coding region: 1-2493 (830 amino acids)
Biological process (GO): protein localization to plasma membrane; integrin-mediated signaling pathway; T cell receptor signaling pathway
Cellular component (GO): plasma membrane
Molecular function (GO): protein binding
Source: RefSeq, a predicted model, not a curated record